Tachysurus fulvidraco (yellow catfish) is the source of this 5244-nucleotide messenger RNA. It is a transcript of the gene pard3ba, whose product is annotated as par-3 family cell polarity regulator beta a. The record is from RefSeq and is a predicted model, not a curated record. Gene Ontology annotation, biological process: establishment or maintenance of epithelial cell apical/basal polarity; cell adhesion; microtubule cytoskeleton organization. The transcript is spliced from 23 exons. Bases 349 to 3804 code for a protein of 1151 amino acids. NCBI's taxonomy places the organism in Eukaryota, Metazoa, Chordata, Actinopteri, Siluriformes, Bagridae. Gene Ontology annotation, cellular component: apical plasma membrane; cell cortex; apical junction complex. Gene Ontology annotation, molecular function: protein binding; phosphatidylinositol binding.
AUCACUGGCGCGAGGGAGCGAAAGAAAGAGAAAGAGAGAAAGAGAGAGAGAGAGAGAGAGAGAGACACGGAACUGCGCUGGAUUGUUUACACUUUUCUUUUCCUUCGCCUUUCCGGACAGGUGUGAAUGUGUUUGUUGAAGAUUUUCGGUAUAAAGUGGAUGUGCGGAUUGCGGACACACCUGUACCGACUCCUGUACCGACACCUGUAGUGACACCUGUACCGACACCUGUAGGAGCCCCAUGACACCUGUUUGUUCCGGCGCGAGCAGGUGGACGGCAUCCAUGUUGGGACUGUAACAUAUUAGUGACAUUGAUUUCUUUUAGAUUCUUAAGUUUUUAUUGUGAGAAUGAAAGUGACUGUGCACUUUGGGAACACUGGAGUCGUGGUGCCGUGUAAAGACGGCUGGAUUGUGCGGGACCUCAUAGACCAAGCCACACAACGGUACAGAAAAAUAGUCGAACAGGAUGGGGAGUUUCUGGUGCGUACACAUCAUGUGGAGUAUGCAGACGGGGGGAUUCUGGACCCCGACGACAUGCUCAAGGAACUGCUCGAGGACAAGGACAAGCUGAUAGCAGUGUACGAGGAGAGAGAACUUCAGUCGAGGACACCAGUCAGUCCGGGGGGAAGUGUGGCGUCUGGAUACUCCAGUCCCUACGCCUCGGAGCCUGAGCUGGGGGUCCUGCGUCCCAACGUGGGCACUGAGAUAGAGGUCACGUCCAGAACCCUCAAGUCAAACACGCCUCUGAUGGUCAGGAGCAGCAGUGAACUGGUGCUGUCACGCUCGCUGGACAUCGGCAGUCGCGACACCGACAAUAACCACAGACCGACGACGACGGGAGCAGGCCAGGUGCUCACAGUGAAGGGUGUAUCCAGUGUAUCCAUGGACAUACCAGACGACGACAUGAUGAACAGGAGGAUCAAUAACAACAACAGCAGCAGCAGGCUCACUAGAACAGUGGAAAUUUCUGGAGACAUGGGACCUCUAGGAAUUAAAGUUGUACCUUAUCUUUCUUCACUGAGUGGACGGCCGCUGGGCCUCCACGUUAAAGGCAUUGAGGAGAACAGUCGCACGAAGAGAGAGGGCAUCUUUGAGGAGGACGAGUGCAUCGUACAGAUCAACGGCACCGAGCUCAUAGACAAGUCUUUUGCUCAGUCUCAGGAGAUGUUUCGUCAGGGCAUGUCGUCCCCCGUGGUGAAGCUGGAGGUCGUCCCCGUGUCUAACAAGCUCCAGUAUGAGAAGAGUCUCAUCAGCCAGAUAUUCAGCAGCAGUGACGUCGCUCACACCUUUACACCCAAACCGAAGAGUCCCUUCCUGCUUCGGAAAGCAGACGUCGUUAAACCCACUGACCCCGCCCCUUUCUCGUCCUCUCUGACUCCGCCUACGAGAGAGGAGCCGGCCAUGAGACGCAGCCCCGUCGUAGUGGAGCGUCGUGAACAGACCCCGUCUCCUUCCAUCAGUGCCUCACCCACACCCAGGUCUGGCAGCGAAAGCCCCGCCUUUACAGUAAACCCCGCCCACAUAGCGUUAGCCAACGCUAAUAAGAAAGCUGGCAGGAGGAUUGUCAAUUUAACAAAAGGUCCGGACGGUCUGGGCUUCACCGUGGUGACCAGGGACUCGGCCGUUCACGGGCCUGGACCCAUCCUGGUGAAGAGCAUCCUGCCCCGUGGGGCUGCCGUGAGAGACGGACGCCUGCAAUCUGGGGACCGAAUCCUCGAGGUAAACGGAGUGGACAUCAGUGGAUACAGACAGGAGGAACUGGUAGCAAUGUUACGCAGCACCAAGCAGGGAGAGACUGUCUCACUGUUAGUGAGCAAACAAGACGAAGCUGUCUUACCUCGGGAACUGAAAGGAGAUCCGUUUGGUCAGACCCUGUCUCAGGAAGGCCGAGAGCAACUGGUCUAUGAGAUUCCUGUAAACGACUCGGGGUCAGCCGGACUCGGACUCAGUCUGAAGGGCAACAAAUCCAGAGAGACGGGUGAGGACCUGGGCAUCUUCAUCAAGUCCAUCAUUCACGGAGGGGCCGCAUUCAAGGAUGGGCGCCUGCAGGUGAACGACCAGCUCGCGGCCGUCAACGGCGAAUCUCUUCUUGGCCGAUCCAACAACGAUGCCAUGGAGACCCUGAGACGCUCUAUGUCCAUGGAAGGGAACCAGAGAGAAACCAUCCAGUUAGUUGUCUUCCGAGCCAUGGAGCAAUCCCCUGCCCAGGAGAGACGACGAGAUGAAGGUCAGCGCAGAGAGAAUCCCACAGCUCAGUACACCCACAAUAAACCAAGCAACGGUGUGGCUCCCAUGGUCAUCAACAGCAUCUAUGCCCGUGCUCCAGGUCCCGUAGCAGCCUCUAACGACAGACCCGGGGUGUAUUAUGACGCCUCUGACGAAGAUGACUUCGCUUCUCAUCCUUCUGAUAUAGAGUCAGACUUUACCCCACAGCCGAGAUACCCAAUAAACAGAGUGGAACGUGAACCGGUCUCCAACACGGGACCCCCGAAAUAUCAACUACAACACACACAUCACCCUACACCAAAGACAUCCAAGAGUAUGGACCUGGUGGCAGAUGAGGGCAACAUUGGUGGCAGUCAACCGCAGAGACUUGCAUCCAUGUCAUCUCUGGGGCCGACGUUGGGACUACAAAAGUCUAGCUCUCUGGAGAGUUUGCAGACAGCCAUGGAGGAAGCUAGUAAGGGCAGCGUUCCCUUCCACCGGCCUGCUGGUCCUAUGGUACGUGGCCGUGGUUGCAACAUGAGCUUCCGGCAGGCCAUCGACAAGUCCUACGAUGGCCCCUCGGAGCCUGAGGACGAUUACUCUGAGGACAGCUCGGACAGGGACACACCUGCCAGCAGUUCCUCACGCCAAGAACUGGAGGAUGGAGGUAAAGACAAAAAGAAGACCAAAAAGAAGAAGGACAAGAAGACCAAGACCAAGAAGAAAGAUGAUGCCGAUGACCCAGAUAAGAAGACUAAGAAGAAGGGUUUUGGACUCUUGAGAUUCGGCAAAAAGAACAAAAGCAAAGGAAAGUUGGGAUCGCUGAGUGAAGAGGAGCUCAAUAAGAGCGAGUCGGAAAUGCUAACGGAGGCGAACGUGUCGGCACGCGCUCAGGCCCUCGACGUAGAAGACGACGACUUCGACCCGAACUACGCCCGCAUCACUAACUUCAGAGAUCCGCCUCCUUCUAGCCACGCCUCCUAUCCGAACCGCAUGCCCGCUCCUCAUUAUGUUCCGCCCACAUCCCCCGCCUACAACGUACCUCAGACCAGCGAGGAUCCGCGGGAAGGACUGUACGCCAAAGUCAACAAGGUGAAGCCCUCGCCGCAGCCCGCGGCCGACAGUAAUGAAGCUCGUCUGCAGCAGAUCCGGAGUCAGCUGCAGCAUCUGAAACCUUCUCCAUCGUACGCCGAGUCAGGAGCAGGACACCGAGUGCAGGAGUACGACCCGUCACGGAUAAGAGGCCCCGAUCCUCGCAUGGCUCCGAGAUAUGAAGAUAUCGAUCGACCAUACACAUCUGCACCCAGGCAAACGAUUGUGGAAGGCCACAGAGAGGCGGACCGCUACCUGAACGCUAGUCCCACCUACAAAGCGAACCCGACCCCCCAGCCAGGCACAAACCGUGUUCCUGCAGGCCGCUCCGGACCGUUCCGAUACGACCUGCCCCCGUCCGCUACCCCGGGCCAGCAGGGGGCUCCGAGCUACGAAGCUGCCAUCAAAGCCGGCAGUCGCGCAGCUGCUCCCAAUCAAUACGGCAAAUAUGAGGACGGACAGUACCCGAACCAUCGGACCAAGAACCCAGCCAUCGGAGCGGUGUAGGUUAACAUCGGCUGAUCUGCAAGGAGGACAUUGUAAAGCUCUUCUUAAGGAUCCUAGUCUGCAAGGAAAUCCAUGUCCAAGCUUCUCAUGUCCAAAAUCUGUCACAGCGUUCAACUGGACUGGCUUCUUCACUUCACCCCAACACUUCUGCUCCAUGCUUCUCUCCUACAUGGUGCUCUUAAAGGGUUCCCCAGAGCGAGGAACCUUCGUCCUAGCAUAAUCUCCUCGCUGGAUUGAGUAGCCCGUGAUACCUGUUCUGGAGCAGGGUCAGAUAACUUUAAACUGUCCGGCAUCUCAUUCAGUCGUCAUCUUCAGUUCAUCCAUACUUUAGUUUAUCAAGUUUAACAUUUAGACACACACUGUAGCUAAAGAACCUGUAAACCAAGAUAGGAAGGUGUGAGGUUUCCAGACUUAACCUUAGUGUUGAACAGGUUCUGCUCCAGGUUCUUGUCUUCUACACUUUAAAAGGAACAUUUUAUCUGCUCGAAUAAACGACUUCAGGAUCCGAGACGUACUGUAGAGAAAAAGACGGAGAUCUCGAGUGUCGAUACCGUCGAUAGUUUUCCACGUUGUAUAUUUCUAUAUUUCUUUCCACUUGUUGUGUUCCUGAGAGGUUCUCGGGUGGGUUUCCUUCAGAACCUCAGAUCUGUCUGGUGUAUGAUGGCUAACGCUCUCACUCUUCUUUCUCUCCGAAUUAACCUCAGCAGAACCAGAUGAAAAGGAACCAGGAAGUGUUUCAGACUUCGGCUUCCAAACUUCCGUCUCUCUGUUUAGUUUAUUGCUUUUUUUUUUAACGUAGCUGUGUGUGAGGCUGUACAUCUCAUUGUUUUACUUCCCUUUAAUGAAGGAGUGCCAACCGAGAAAUAAAUAGUGUGAGAAUGCCGUCGGAUUUUUGGUAUGAUUUUAUUUUGUGUAUUUAUGGUGAUUUGGAUCCUGUGACUUUACUUUGUGUGUGUUUUUUUUUUUUCUUCCCCCAACUGUGGAGAAUUUUGCACAUUUUAAAAAAAAAAAAAAAAACACUACUCCUUCCAGAGUAUCACUUAAUCACUAUUGUUUUUUUUUGUAUAAAAAUUCCAAACGCUCCCAUUUCGCCUCUUCCUCGCCACGUCGCAUGUAAACGAAGUGUAAAAUUUUUUAAAUGAAAAUCUACCCGAAACAGAAGGUACUGUGUGUCCUACUGUUCUUUCUGUGUGUAUAUAUAUGACGUUUUAUUUUUAAAGAAAGGACAAAUAUGAAGCUAGGAUGUGUGUGUGUGUGUGUGUGUGUGUGUGUGUGUGUGUGUGUGUGUGUGUGUUUCAUCCAGAAGAAUAAGAGCAUUGUGUGUUUAAUAUAUUGACAAAUGGCCGUGAUGGCCUUGCGUCGGUGAUGAUUCAGUUGAUUCUUUAUUACUGCCUGAAGUUCCUCAUGUUUUACAUUAAAAAUAAACUCAUCCUUCAUUAA